This is a messenger RNA of Hippoglossus stenolepis (Pacific halibut), 3184 nucleotides long. RefSeq names its product ras homolog gene family, member Ab (gene rhoab). The coding region runs from base 157 to 738 and encodes 193 amino acids. The record is from RefSeq and is a predicted model, not a curated record. Gene Ontology annotation, molecular function: GTP binding; GTPase activity. Gene Ontology annotation, biological process: small GTPase-mediated signal transduction; cell migration; stress fiber assembly. Gene Ontology annotation, cellular component: cleavage furrow; dendritic spine. Lineage: Eukaryota; Metazoa; Chordata; Actinopteri; Pleuronectiformes; Pleuronectidae. The transcript is spliced from 5 exons.
CAGCUACAAACUACAAACCCGGGCUGCGCGCUCACGUGAACUAAUUCAUUGUGAGAGACUGGGAGGAAGCAGCGAGCGACUCGACUGGUCGGUGAAACCAGCUCUGCUCCGGGAAACGCUGAGAAAAUCCGACUGCGAGCCACAGAAACUACAGGAAUGGCAGCCAUUCGUAAGAAGUUAGUGAUCGUGGGGGAUGGAGCUUGUGGGAAGACCUGCCUUUUGAUUGUCUUCAGCAAGGACCAGUUCCCUGAAGUCUACGUCCCCACUGUGUUCGAGAACUACGUUGCUGACAUCGAGGUGGACGGCAAACAGGUGGAGUUGGCUCUCUGGGAUACGGCGGGUCAGGAGGACUAUGACAGGCUGAGACCUCUUUCCUAUCCAGACACUGAUGUCAUUCUCAUGUGCUUCUCCAUAGACAGCCCUGACAGCUUGGAAAACAUUCCAGAGAAGUGGACCCCAGAGGUCAAACACUUCUGCCCCAACGUUCCCAUCAUCCUGGUAGGAAACAAGAAAGACCUGCGUAAUGACGAGCACACGCGUCGAGAGCUGGCCAAGAUGAAGCAGGAGCCAGUGAAAUCAGAGGAGGGCCGAGACAUGGCUGGACGAAUCGCAGCAUUCGGAUACAUGGAAUGCUCCGCUAAGACCAAGGACGGCGUACGGGAGGUGUUCGAGAUGGCCACCAGGGCGGCACUGCAGGCCCGCCGCGGAAAGAAGAGCAAUAAAUGUGUACUGCUGUAAAAUGGCCGACACAUUUGGACUGUUUCACCCUGGGCUACUGUACAUGGGACUGGGGCAUCGGGAGGGACUGAGGGAUGACUAGAUUGGGGAGGGGGGGAGGGAAGGAAAAGCAGUAAACUACUACCGCUGUAAAAUGACUGUUUGUUGGACUGAAUUGACCCUGGGACUUGGGUUUGGGAAGCUUUGAUUGACCGGGUUGGGUGGGUGGAAGGAAGAGGAACGAGGGAGCGCAGGAAAUGACUACCGCUGUAAACAUUGGGCUCUUCACCUGUAGGGUUACCAUCAAGGUGGGACAUUUCCACCAGCCUUGUCAUGUGUCUCAAGCCACUUACACUGAUAAAGAACCUUCAGAGAUCCUGGUCCUUUCCACCGUCAGAGGAACAUUUAUCCCAGUGUGUUAAUAUCUGGACUUGGGGGUGACCCUGAUGAGACUAAACCAGUUUUCAAAGUUUUAUUAUGCGCUGUAGUGAUCUGGAAAAGUUGUUUUAACAGCUCCAAUAGUGAAAAAAUCACCAAUAAACAGUGCAUUAAACAGGAUUGAGGUCAAAUGGCUUGCAGUUUAAUUCAAGAACAAAAAAGUUAUUUUGCCUAAAAUUGGGCAUUUAGAGAAUUUUUCCUUGAGAGGAUUGUAUGCUCUAUAUGAAACCAGUGGUCAUGUGCUGUCAGGUGCUCAGGUCUUGUGUGUUGUAUUAUCAGAGAGGCGUGGAGCCACAUGCUCACAUGUCCAGCUCAGUUCCAUUUAGUCCCUGACUGGGGCUAAUCCUAUGCGUACAGACUCAGUGACAAACACAUUGAGCCCUGCUCUCACUCAGAUUAUUUGUUAUAAUGACCCGAUAGUAAAUACUGUUAGUUCAAAUUAAAUUGCCCUCAGCGCUGGGUUUAAACUGAAGCUACGUGCUGAUCUGUAAUCCAGUGGCUCUAUUCACCACCUGUAUUGCAGUCGCUGCUGUAAAUAUCAGGCAUCACCGCAGUGCUACAGAGGAAGUUAACAUGCAUCCAGAGGAGCACCAGUGGGACUCCCUCAGUGUCCUAACCAGACACUGAACUGUCCACAUGCUGCUGAAUCUUUAUGGUGUUUGAUCGGUCUACUUUUGGAGAUGAUCAGCUCUCACGUGAAGGUGAUUUAACAUUUGAUAAAUUCUCUCGACUGAAUCAGUGGCAGUUGAAUUGUUUGUCCCACUGGGUGAAAAGGGUAUCUUCCUGUCCUGCGUAGUACAACCUGAGCAAACUGCGCCACUCCCAUCCCUUCCUGUUCCACACAGCUGACUGCUGGUGCUCACCUUCCCCUGGUUUGAGACCAGGACAAAGAACAAGGAGGAGAGUAUUGUGUUUACAUGCACACCACUGAUCUCCUUAUUCGGGACAAAUGAUUCAUUUUUGUGUGUAGGCAUGUAUAAAAAGGUCAAAUGUACAGGCUCUGAUAAUCCCAUGUUAUCCAUCGUUUAUGUUUGUCUUUGAUUGGUUAAAUGUUGCUAUCUACCAUCUGCAUCAACAGUUUAACCUAAAAAGACAAACAUGACCUUUUUCAUCCAUAAUACUUUGCAUGGAAACCCCAGAAUGGUCCGAUUUGGAGAUAAACAUUCAGGUAAUCUUCAUCACUAACAUGCUGAGUGAGAAUUAACCACCUGCUGUGUGUUGGAAAAACACUUGGUUUUAAUUUCUUUUAAUAUUUUUUUUUUUUUUAAGUCUUUUAUUUUAGAAAUGAAAGUGUGGCCAGUUAUAUUUGGGAUUUAUGAGUCACCAGCCUUCCCUGACUUUUCUGUGUGUUUUACUGCAAGACUGAGGCUCUCUUCUGAGUGUUGCAUCCUGUUCUUCUUCCUGGUCCACAGGGAGGAGCCUGUUCCAGAUACCCAGUUUUGUGUCGUUGUUUUCAUACUUUUGUUUUCUGCUUUAAAACAAGUCAUAAAUAUGUCUAUCAGUAUUUAAAAAUAGGAGGUGGAAGACUAGGGGACUGCUCAUGUGUUGUCGCUUUAGUUUAUUCUUCUUUUGUGCUUUACCUGAAUUUUUAUUUUUAUUUUUAUGAUGAUUUUCAAUUGGGUGUAACGACUCGUCAAUCAUCCCUGCCAAAUGCUGUUGUUAGGCAGUCAGGAGAAAGGCUGGCCCCUCGGCUGCCUGUCUAGAGCAUCACUAUGACCACGUGUGCUGGCUUUUUUUGUUUGUUUGUUUUGAAUACAAACUUGGCUGAAAAGACAAAAGGAAAAAAAACGACUCUAGUCUCCUUAUUAUGUACAAAUCAUUUUUAUUUCUAGUUUUUAUUGUAUUUUUAAAUCCUGAUUUUGGAUGCUGAAGCAGUGAUGUACACAAAAGGAACAGGAAAACCAAGCUGUAUGCAAAAGUCUGUAAAUAUGAAAUGUGGGUUUGUUCAUACUAGACUAUACACAUGCACAGGACUGGAAACUAUUUGUAAACUAGCUUUGGUUUGUGUAAUAAAUUACUUUCUAUAACA